AUGGUACUUUCUCAAAGCACUGAAACUUACAGCAGCAUCCCAAUUGAUGGGGACAGUCAACACAGUGGAGUCGAUAAUCAGUCUAAUAGUCUUAGAGGCUCCGAGCUUGAUAGUUCGGACGAUAUUAAUGAUUAUGGUGAUGAUGAUGGUUUCUCGGCAGAUGAGGAAGAACUAAACUGUUUCAGUCCUGCCGAUUAUGAUGGUGAUUCUGGAGAGAUUCGAGCCUUCUCGCCGGAUCCUAGUAAAGAUAUGGUAAGUCCGUUGCUCCAGGUAAUAAGCCAAGAUACUGUUAUAUCCUUUGAUUCCGGAACGGCAAGUGAUGGUGAGAUGCUCACGCGUGCAAGAAAUGACUACAAGAGUUUGCCUUGGUAUAAACGUCCGUCAGUGUUGAUGAUUUCAAUUGCAGUAUUUUGUUUGACUUGCUCAGAUUCCUUCUCUACAGGAGCCCAACUUCAACUCACAUUGGGUGCGGUGUGUAAUUAUAUGAAUAAGGAUAUGGAAAACAAGCUUGCAUGUGAUGCCCUCGAAAUCCAGCAGGCAAAUGCUACUUUGUUGAAGUGGGUCAAUCUUACUACGGUAUUGAGUGUGCUAAUGAGCGGUAAAUUAGGAAAGUUAAGUGACAUCUAUGGACGAAAGCCCGUUUUAAUAUUUGUAAUCUCUUGCCUUCUAGCUGCGAAACUUACUCAGUUGAUAAUAUUAUUACCACAGUACUUUUCACCUGCUUUAAUGGUUCUUUCUGGUUUAAUCAGCUCAGCAGGUGGAUCAAUCCCUAUGUUGAUUAGUCUUGGUGAAAGUUACGUUGUGGAUGUUGUUGAAGAAAAAGACAGAAUGCAGGCCAUUGGAAAAUUUAUGGCUUACUUCAGUUUUGGAUUGGGAAUUGGACCUUUCAUAUCUGCGGCUACGGGACUUCAGUCCAUGACAUUGUUCCGUUUGUCUGCAUUUUUCAUUAUGAUCAUUACGAUCCUAUGCAUUACCUUUCUCCCAGAAUCACGUCCUCAGAAGCUCAGAAGGAGAUCCAGGCGUUUAUCUCUAGACCAGGCUGAAGAGUCUAAGCAUUUGCUAGUGCAAAGAAUUGGACUCAAGUCUGUCGUUGAUUCGUUUAGAACAUUGAAGCUUCUUUGGGUCACUCGAUACGAUGAUAGCGGAAAACUUGACCUAAGGGCAAGAUCGAAUGUUUUACUGUUGGUCUGCAUCAGCAUAGUUUCAUCUUUCGUUGAAACUGGUUUUGCUAUGCCAGUAAUAUUAUAUGCCACCUAUCAAUUUCAUUGGGGAUCCACUACCACAAGUACAUUUUUAGGCGCUUUCAUGCUACUCAGGACAUUGGUUCUUCUUUUUUUCAGCCCUUGGUUUUAUGGAAAAUUGACUCGUUUCCUUGCUAAAGAUCUUCACAAUGUCGAUUAUAUUGACGUCUUAUUUUUGGUUGUUUCAUUGGUGGCGGAGUUGUUUGUACAGUUGGUUUGUAUCUGUGCUCGAAGUACAGCACAAUUUUCUUUAAGUACUGUUUUCUUCGCGUUCGCAGCAAUGUUAACGCCUGCACUUCAUUCAACAUUCGCCAAAUUCAGCCCAGGUGCCUCCAAAAAUGGUGAAUUUUUCGGCUCAUUAGCUUUUAUUUCCAACAUUAUAGGGCUUGUGGCCCCAAUUAUUGGCUUAAGUAUAUAUUCGGCGGUUCUCAAGUACAAUCCAUCAAUCAUAUUUUAUAUUUGUGUCUUGUUUUUAGCCGUGGAUGUGGCUUUGACUCUUCUUAUAAAGAUAUAG
This is a messenger RNA of Brettanomyces bruxellensis, 1755 nucleotides long. RefSeq lists its product as uncharacterized. The coding region runs from base 1 to 1755 and encodes 584 amino acids. Gene Ontology annotation, biological process: transmembrane transport. Gene Ontology annotation, cellular component: membrane. The record is from RefSeq and is a predicted model, not a curated record. The transcript has a single exon. Gene Ontology annotation, molecular function: transmembrane transporter activity. NCBI's taxonomy places the organism in Eukaryota, Fungi, Ascomycota, Pichiomycetes, Pichiales, Pichiaceae.